Messenger RNA from Racocetra fulgida, 662 nucleotides. The record is from the annotation of a GenBank genome assembly. Lineage: Eukaryota; Fungi; Glomeromycota; Glomeromycetes; Diversisporales; Gigasporaceae.
GUACCGAAGAACAUAAUAAAAAUGAAAUUGUUGAGCUUGUGUUAAGUUCUUUAAUUAGUUGUGAUAGUAGUAAUGAAACUUUACUAGAAAAAGAAUUGCAAAAAGUCAAUGAUGAACCUGAUAAAAAUAAAAUCAAAGAAAUAUUUAAUAAUGUGUUCAAAAGUCUCGAUAAUGAUAUAUUAAAAAAGCAAGAAGGUUAUGAAUUUGAAGAUUCUGUAGGGGACUCUCCUACUUAUGCCGGUUACAAAAAUGAACAAAUAAGAAGAAUUACUGCAAACCAUAAUUUAGAUAAUGAUGGUAAACAACUAAAUUUAGCUCAAUCAGGUCUUAUUGAAAUAAAUAAUCAAGACAUUGAUUUUAUUCUUGAUGUGGAAAUUUUUCUUAGAGAUUCUGUUAAGAAAUUUAAGGAAGAUAAUGAAGAAGAAACAAAAGCUGCAUCUUUUUUAAUGGGAAAAAAUGGAUUUUAUGAUGAAGAGACGGAUGAUGCAACUUUCGUAUCUAUCUUUUUCAAACAGAGCAAGGAUGAAACUGUCAAAGAUUUAUACAAGAGAAUUAAUAACAAGAAAUUUAAAUAUUGGGGUUCACUUGAUAAAGAGGAAAAAUUUGCUUACAGGAAAAGCAUUUUUUCCAAUAUGACUAACAAAAAAAACUCAGGCAUGUGA